Closterium sp. NIES-65 is the source of this 8528-nucleotide messenger RNA. NCBI's taxonomy places the organism in Eukaryota, Viridiplantae, Streptophyta, Zygnematophyceae, Desmidiales, Closteriaceae. The record is from the annotation of a GenBank genome assembly.
GGGAGAAAAUGGCUUCGCAGUCGCGGCGAGUGCAGGUGGAUGCAACGAGGGUGCUGGCGGAGCUGCUUCAGGCCAAGGAGCUGGAGGCCACUGUACGGGAGCGCGUGGACGAUCUGUCGGAGGAGUUUUUCAUGGUUGCAUCCGCCUACGUGGACAUGGCUCGUAAGGAAGGCAACCCUGAGGUGGUGCAGCAGUUGGAGACAGUGCUGAAAGUGGCCAUGGUGGAGAAAGAAAAGACACUCAGACCAGAAAUCCGCAUGCUGAACCAGCUUCUGCGUGAUAAGACGCCUGCAGACCGUGCUAAAACUCUAGUGGCAUAUGAGGAGUACCUCGUUGCAGGGAGCUACUUCUUCCACCUGCUCAACCGCAUGCUGGUAGAUGUGGAGUCACAGAAGCCUCCUCAAACCAAGCUGCUUUCACAAUUGCGCACAAUCAACCGAGAGGUGCCGGUUUCCAUGCACGAGACUCGCCGUCUGCCCCCGGUCCUGUCGCUUCCUGAUGCGAUUAUUGCUCUCUCUGCUGCUCUCUCCAACCUCGCCGCCUCCCCGCCCUGCUUCCCCUCUGGGGUAAUUCGACUUGAGGUUCCUCUUCCUCCUGACCUCAAUGCCCUCGCAUGGCUGGCAGCACAGCGACCAGCACCAUCACCACCACAACCGGCAGCAGCAGCAGGAGCAGCAGCAGCAGCAGCAUCAGGGCAACAAUCAGCUACUGAUUCAGUAGCACCCGCAGUAGAGCAACCACCAGCGCAAGCAGCAGCACGACAAGCCAACCUGGCAUCCUCUCUGUCCAGUUCCCCCUCCCCUCCCCCUGGCCUCUCCCCCCGCAUCUACUUCUCCCCCCGCGCUCCCAGGGGCACCCGCUCCCUCUCCGCCCAGGCACCCUCCGAGCCUGCGCCGGACGGGGCGAGCUGGUCCGGCAUUGAUGGCUCAGGAAUAGGCUCGGUGGCGGGUGUGGGUGCAGCGGUGAUGCUGAAAGGGGAGGGUGAGGGGUUCAAGGCGAGGCAUUGGAGGCAGAUCCGCAGGUACCUCUCAGACUCAUCCCCAAGCGUGCGCUUCUUUGGGGGCAUUCGCUUUGAUGCAGAGGCACCCACGGCCCAUGAGUGGGCCCCCUUCGGCACCUUCCUCUUCCUCAUCCCCCUCGUACGUCUGCCAGACUGUCUGGUGCUUGCUCUUGGUGACGUGCCAGACUGUCGCAGGAAUUCUGGCACGUUUCUGUUCCUCAUCAUCCAUCCCCCUCGUACUUACUCCCAGGCUGUGGAGCUGCGGGAGUGUGAGGACUGCAGUGUGCUCGCCUGCCACGUGCUCUGGGACCCCUUCUUCCAGCACGCAGCAGAACCUGUAGACGCAGCAGCACAAGCACCAGCAGCACCAGUAGAAGCGGCGGCAGCAGCAGCCGCAGAGGGAGCGGGUAGCUCUGUGCCCUCCGUGUCACGGCAUCGGCCAGCAGCCACUGUGUUGGAGGCAGUUACAGCAGCGCGUCAGGCUCUGUCUCUGGUCCGUCCUGUUUUCAGCACUCCCCAUCCGCCACGCAUCUCAACACAAGUCACCUCCAAAGCAGUGGCACCAGACGAGCUGCUGUGGCACCUAGCUGUAGAGCGCACACUCCAAAGCCUGGGGCACAGAGGCACACAGGGGGGCGAGAGAGACGGGCGCGCGGGAGGAGCUGGGGAUGGGGAGGGAGCGAUGGGGGGAGAGAGGGAGGGGCGUGGGGAGGGAGGGGCUGGGACGCAGAGUCAGCAGAGUCAACAGAGUCAACAGAGUCAACAGAGCCAGCAGAGCUGGGGGGAUAAGCCGUGGAUGCUUGAGCCUAGUAGGAUAGACCAGAUGCCUCUGUCUAAAGUGGUGAUGGCUAGACGCACUGCCUUGACCACUGUUGACCCGGUUGACCCGGUUGUGCUGCUGGGAGCUCUGCAGGCAAGGGAUCCCAGCGCCUUUCAGUUUCUCCUGGAGCCUCAUGCAGGCUGUGCCUUUGUCUCCUCCACGCCCGAGCGUCUGUUUGCGCGCAAGGGCCUGGCAGUGACGAGUGAGGCGGUGGCAGCAACGCGGGCGAGAGCUCAGGCACCAGCUGAAGACCACAGCAUUGCCCUCGGUCUGCUGCUCAGCAACAAGGAUCAUGAGGAGUUUGAGAUCGUGCGAGAGAGCGUGCACAGACAUCUAGCGGGCGUGUGUGAGAGGGUGCAAGUGGAGGAGUACAAGCGGAUCAUAUCACAGCACAGGGUGCAGCACCUCUACGCUCGCAUCAAUGGCCGCCUCUUCAACACUGCAGGAGAGUUCAACCUGCUGACCUCACUGCACCCAACACCAGCUGUGGCCGGCCAUCCCCAGAAGCAGUCCCAGCAGGCUAUCCGCUUCGCAGGUACCCUUUUCCCCUUCCACAGGGAGCAGUCCCCUUCCACAGGGAGCAGUCCCCUUCCACAGGGAGAGUCCUUUGACAGAGGCCUAGGCCUGUACGCCGGACCUGUAGGGUGGUUCGGCGCCGAUGCUUCGGAGUUUGCAGUGGGCAUCCGAUCCGCGCUCGUCCAAUCAGGAGCCAGCAUGGCGCCAUGGGAGGAGCAACUUGAGGGCAUGGAUGGAGAGAGAAAGGAGGAGCAAGGGGAGAGGAGGAACAAGGGUGGGGGUGGUGGGCGAGUGUUGCUGUAUGCGGGAGUGGGGGUGGUGAAGGGUGCAAAGGCAGCUUCUGAGUGGAGUGAACUCAACUUGAAAACACGACAGUUUGAGGCGCUGCUAGGGGGAGCCCCUGUUCCUGUCCCAGGGGGGGGAGCAGGUGCGGGGGCAGUAGCAGCCGGGCAGGUGGAUUUGGAGGGGCAGCCGAAUAUAAACUUUGUGUGGUGUCGCAUGGCUGUGGAGGAGUGUGUGCGACUUGGGAUCACGUACUUCUGCAUAGCGCCGGGGUCGCGCUCGUCCCCGCUCUCCAUAGCAGCGGCUACCAACGCGCAUGUGACCACCGUGGUGGCCAUUGACGAGCGCUCCCUCGCCUUGCACGCCUUUGGCUACGCCCAUCCAUGUGCCCACCCAUGGCCCUCGCCGGGGUCGCGCUCGUCCCCGCUCUCCAUAGCAGCGGCCACCAACGCACUCGUGACCACCGUGGUGGCCAUUGACGAGCGCUCCCUCGCCUUCCACGCCCUUGGCUACGCCAUGGCCGCCCGCCGCCCCGCUGCCAUCAUCACCUCCUCCGGAACUGCCGUGGUGGAAGCCAGUCAGCAGCACGUGCCGUUGCUCGUGCUCACUGCCGAUCGACCUGCCGAGCUGCGCGACACAGCUGCAAACCAGACCAUCGACCAGGUGCAUCAUUUCGGGACCUUUGUUCGCUAUCAAGCCGAUGUUCCAGCACCUUCCGACAAGGUCCCUGCCAGGUUCGUCCUCACCACCAUCGACACUGCUGCCUUCCGAGCCUGUGCCGAGCCUCCAGGCCCGGUGCACCUCAACUGGCAAUUCCGGGAGCCUCUGGCGCCCAGCCCACAACCCUGGAGCCGAACCUGCCUGGCAGGCUUGCAUCGUUGGCAAACUUCCGUCCAGCCUUUCUCGCAACCACUUGGUGUGACCACAGCUGGUGCUGUGGUUUCUGCUGCUAUUGAGGCUGAUUCCUUCGUUGCUUCGCUCCCUGCUUUUGCUCUGCGUCGCCUUGGUCUGCCUGCUUCUCUGAGUGCCGGUGUGGCAGCAGGAGCAGCGAUGGGGGCAGGAGCAGAGGGAAUGGGAACAGGAAUGGGGAACACUGCGGCUGGCAUGGGUAUUCACAGGGAUACGGGCAUUGGCAACAGUAUGGGCAGCACGAGUAUGGUUACACUAAGCGCCGAGUUCCAAGAUGUGCUGUCUCUUCUGCGCUCAGCAAAGCGCGGCAUCAUCCUGGUCGGCAGUCUGCCGUCCGCGCGCGACGCCUGGGCGGCGUCACUCGUUUGCAAGUGCCUGCAAUGGCCAGUGGCUGCUGACGCUCUCUCAGGGCUGCGAGUGUGGAGAACACAAAGGGGGAGUGGGGGAGGUGGGAGAGGACGAGAGCAAGGAGACAGAGGCGGAGUGGGAGAAAGAGGGGUGGCGGCGAGUGGGUGUGGAGGAGAGAGUGGUAUGGUAGGAGCAUUCUAUCUGGAUCAUGUGUUGCUGGAUAAGGGCGCAGCUGAAGCUGUGGCUCCUGAUGUUGUGCUACAGCUAGGAGGCCCUCUGGUGGGCAAGAGACUACCAGGAAUGGUGGAAGCAGCAGCCACUGCUCCCCCCUCCUCCUCCUCCUCUCAUCCCUUCCGUGCGUAUAUCCUCGUGAACCCCUCACCUCGCCGCAUCGACCCUGCCCAUGCUGUCUCGCACCGCCUCCACAUGCCUCUCCCUACCUUCGCCUCUGCUCUUGCAACUGCUCUGCCGUUCAUGGGGCGAGCAGGGAGUGUGGGAGGCGGAGGGGGAGGAGGAGGGGGAGACGGAGAGUGGGGAGGAGAGGGAGAGAGGGAUGGGGUUGUGGAGGAGGGUAUGGGGCAUGCAGCUCUGGUGGAGUUUCUUUCUGAUGCGGUGGGUGUUGAUAAGCGAGUUGGCAAGGGGCUUUCCCUUGCUCUAAAAUUCCCCUCCCAAGUUCCUGAUGAAGCAUGGGUUGGCAAAGAGCUUUCCCUCGCUUUGAACUUCCCCUCCCAAGUGCCUGAUGAAGCAUGGGUAGCUCGCACCGUGGCAGCAUGCCUGCCUGACGGCCAUGCCCUGUUCCUGGGGAACAGCAUGCCCAUCAGAGAUAUCGACAUGUACGCUGCUGCUCCCUCCUCCUCCUCCCCCUUCUCUGCCCCUCACCGCGCGCAUCCCCCUGUUGCUGCGGCUUCUACUGCUGGCGCCGCUGCUGGUUCUGGUGCUAUUGCUGCUAAUGGUGCUGCAGCUGCAGAGAGGCUUUUGGGGACGUGGGAGGAGGGAGGUGGGGAGAGAGUGUGGGGCGGGGUGCGAGUGGCGGGGAACCGGGGGGCGAGUGGGAUUGACGGAGUGGUCAGCACGGCUGUUGGCUUUGCAGCGGGCAUUCAGCAACCGGUAUCGUUGCUGAUUGGUGACGUGUCUUUCCUGCACGACUCCAACUCACUCGCUCUUCUCUCUGCUGCCCGCCGUAGUGUAUGUGAUGCGUUCCUUUUACUACUCCUGUCUGCUCGUGUAGUUCUGAUUCAUCUGUCUUUCCAUCCCAUCCUUAUCCCCUUCCUCCCGUCCACGCAUCAGGUCAGGGCAGCCGCCAGUGGCAGUGGUGGUGGGGAACAACGGGGGGGGGUGGCAUCUUCAGCCUCAUUAGAAGCGCCUAUAUUACCUCCAUUACAGACUCAUCCUUCCCCCGUCCCCCUUGCCCCUCCGCGCAUCAGGUCAGGGCAGCCGCCGGUGACAGUGGUGGUGGUGAACAACGGCGGGGGUGGCAUCUUCAGCCUGUUGCCAGUGGCAGGCACGCUGGACUCACAUGUCUUCUCUGAACUCUUCUCCACGCCGCACCAAGUGCAGCUGCACCACCUCUGCAAGGCGCACAGAGUGGCGUAUUUCCGGGCCACCACGCGCACCUCCCUCCUCUCGUCCCUGCAGGCAGCAUGGGCCACGCAUCGCCAUGCGGUGGUGGAGGUGCAGGUUCCCCCCAUCCACCUUAACGUGCUCUCCCACCGCCUCCUGCAGGCCGCUGCUAGGGCGACUGCUGCCCGUGCUCUCUCGCUGUUUCUGAGCCAGAGGGACGGGCGUGCUGGGUUGGAAGGGGAGAGGGGUGGGGGAGAGGAGGGGAUUGGGUUGGGAGCGGGGGUUGCUGGUGGCGAGAGCGGAGACGGCAGCGGAGAGGGGAGCAGGGAGGGGAAUAGAGAGGGGAGCAGGAAGGGGAGCGGUGGGAGGAAUAGUGGAUCACUUGUUGUGGCAGAGACCAGUAUUGAACGAAUCAGGGUGGUUCUGAGGGAGCCCCCAACGUCAGUGGAUGUGGCUGGAGCAGCACUGCCGCAGUCAGAAAGGGAGGGGCUGUUGUUGCAUGUGCGCCUGGAAGGGGGCGCUCUGGGCACAGGCGAGGAGUCCCUCCUCCUAGACGCGCACGAGCAGCUGUACCUGCUCUCCCACAAUUCUGCUCCCGUGUUCUUCCUGCAAUUCUCCCCGGUCCCUCCCCCACAUCCCACAGUGCGGUGCUGCGGGUUGCUGGACGGUUCCAGGGGGUCCAUUCCCUCCGUGUCCCGUGCAGCAGCGCACCUAGUCCACUCCCUCGGCUUCACAGCCCUCAAAAUCAAAGUAGCCAGACGCGCUUCCCCAUCAGAAGACGCAGCAAUGGUACUGGCUGUCCGUGAAGCAGUAGGCCCGAGAAUCCACCUCAGAGUCGACGCGAAUCGAAGCUGGUCCUUGCCGCAAGCUGUGGAGUUCGGCCGGCUUGUAGCAUCCUGCAACCUGGCCUUCAUAGAAGAACCAGUUCCGAAUCUGCAUCUUCUUUCCGAGUUCUACCAGGCAACCGGUCUCCCUUUCGCUCUGGACGAGUCUUUAGACGAUGCGCUUCUCCUCCCGCCUUCCCAUGACACUCCCACUCUCGCGCUCUCCGCUUCUCUCGACUGGUCGGGGUUGGCAGCAGUCGUUGUGAAGCCGUCUAGACUGGGCGGCAUGGAGGUGGCGGCAGUGGUGGCCAGAUGGGCGGCGUUGCUCGGCGCGGAGUGCAUCGUGAGCUCGUCGUUUGAGUCCCGGCACGGGCUUGCUUCGCUCUGCCACUUUGCUGCUUUCCUCGACACGCACCCGUUCCCGUCCCCGCAACCAUCGCAAGCACAGGAUUCUGGUUCGUCAAGUCCCCCUGAGUCUCCUCCUGCGUCUCCCACUGCUGUGGCUCAUGGGCUAGGUACUUUCCAGUGGCUUGUGGAUGGAUCAGGAAGGGAGGAGGAGGGGGAGGAGGCGGAUGAGGAGGGGGAGCCGGAGGGGAAGGGUAAAGAAGUGGAGUGGGGAGAGCAGAGAAGUGCGUAUGCGGAAGGGUUGGAUAGGGUUUCCCGUUCUCCUCCUCUCUUAAUUGAUGAGAGGAGUUCAGACGGCCAGCUUGGAGUGCUGCUUUCCGCGCGAUCUGGUGUUGGUGGGGCCAGUGGGAUGCUGACAUGUGGAGUGCUUGGCACGUCAGAUUCAGCUGCUGUUGUGGGGACAGAAAGGGAGAGAGCUGCUUCCAGGGAUCAAGAAGCAACAAUUAGGAAAGAGGCAGAAUCGACAGCAGAAGGAGCAGCAGAGUUAGUAGCACAGUUAGCAGCAGCAGCGAGUCCAAAGUGGGAAGAACGCAGAGAAACAGUAACGCUAAGCAACGGGGGAACGGUUGACUUCAACAUCCUAGUAACACCUUCCUCCUCGCACUCUUCCUCCCCGCACUCCUCCCCAGACUCUCCUCUCUCUUCCUCUAGAUCGUCUCUCCCUCCAGCCACCCCCCCACCAACUCUCGUCUUCCUACACGGUUUCCUUGGCUCGCUCGCUGACUGGCUUCCCCUUGCCGACUCCCUCUCUCUCUCCUUCCCUUGCGCCCUCGUCUCGUCAGCGGUCAUCAUAUCGGGAAGCCCGGGGAUCAGAGAAGCAGCCGCUCGUGCUGCUCGUGCGGAGAGUGACGAUUCGCUAGCAGCAGUGCUGACGGCGGGUGGGCUGGAGCAGUAUGUUCACUCGUGGUACCAGCAACCACUGUGGGCCAGCCUGCGCACCCACCCAUGCUUCCAGCCCAUGCUUGCCCGCCGCUUCGCCUCCUCUCCCUCCGCCUCCCACACUUCUCCCCGCACUGACGGCACCGGUCCACCCAUGGUGGUGUUUCCUGGGGGCACAGAGGCAGGCCUGGCCAUGGCUCUCAGAGGACUCAGCACCGGAAGACAACCUUCGCUCUGGGACGAGCUCACCACCUCGUCCACGCCACUGCUGCUCGUGGCUGGCUCCCUCGACUCCAAGUUCGUCUCUAUCGCCCACCAGAUGAGCACAGCCACAGCUGCCCCUGCAACAGCAGCAGCAGCAGCAGCAGCAGCAGCAGCAGCUUCAAGCAGCGGCCGUGCCAGCACCCUGCAGCAGCAGCUGCAGCAAGAGCAGGAGGACCGGGAGCAGCAGGAGCAGGAGGAAGAGGAUCAGGAGCUUUUCUUCCCAGCUGGUUCGCCAGUGGAGAGCCGAGACUCAGACUUUCCUUUCUCUCUCAACCUGCCUAGCGUUGCCGCAUUUAAAUCUGCUAUCCUGGGCGGGCAGGCAUGGGAGGAGGAGGAGGAGCAGCAGUACGAGGGGAACGUGGUGGGGGAAGGGGACGAGUUUGAAGAGGAGAUUGGGGUGAAUGGGAGUGUGGGUGGGAGUGGUGGUGGUGACGGUGGUGGGAAGCGGCGCAGCAGCAGGUUUGAUGGUGCGUGGGCGGCAGAUAUGAAGCGAGUGCACCUGGAAGAGUCGCUUGGUGCUGCUCCAGACUUAUCGACAAACGACAAGUCAUUGGGGCUCCCCAUAGAAGCAGCCAAGGCUGUUCUUAUAACAGGCGGUGCAGUGAGUGUGGCAAUAGUGGACGAAGCAGGGCAUGCCAUUCAUGAAGAGAGGCCCGAGGCGUUGCUUCCGCUUAUUCGCCUCUUCGCAUCGAAUGUUGGUAGUCAGGCUGGUGCGGAGUAA